Messenger RNA from Candidula unifasciata, 3101 nucleotides. Lineage: Eukaryota; Metazoa; Mollusca; Gastropoda; Stylommatophora; Geomitridae. The record is from the annotation of a GenBank genome assembly.
AUACUCACUUCAGAAAGCAACCCAAAGGGGAUUAAAUCCCGAAGAGGACGAAGGAUUGAAAAGGGUCAGCGUGGCAGAUAGGAUUUACUCCAUGCAGAACAAAAUCGAGGAGGAGAAAUACGCAGCCUUGACCCCUAAGUCAAGGUCGGGUUUGUCCACCCCGCGAUCAAGGCCAAGAUCUGGAUUUAUUACCCCAACUCAGAAGUCAUUUGAUGACACCGCCCACCAGCAUCUCAGCAUGACCUCACCUGUGUCAGCAGUCACCAUCUCAGCGACGCCAACAGUGACGCCAACAGUGACUUCAGCAGUGACAACUGCCCCCAAAGGCGGUGAUGCCUCACAACACCCGGAGGAGCAGCAAGACAGAAACAGCACGGCGGUGUCCGGUCCACAGCUGAUUGAGAAACUCAGCAAGCUGGCCACUGCUUCCGAGAGGUAUGAAGAGAAACGUCACAAGUUUCAGCGUUGCUCUAGAAAUGACUGGCGGUAUCAGACGCAGCCGGUAACUUACGAAGAGAUACAAGCAGCUGAUAGCAUGGAAUCAGUCAGCGCUUUUCGAGCCCUGGUACGCAAAAAGACGUCCAUCAACGCUUUCGAACAAAUCACUGCCGAGUCUUGUAGGGUUACUAAGCAACAGCUGCCCCCGUGUGGGAAAACUCUGGAAUUCCCUCAGCAUCUAACGCCGCCGCCCAGGCACGCUAGGCGGGGUCGUAUGUUGAGGCAUAGGACGCUGCCAGUUACAGCGGAUGAGCUCAAUGCAGUGCCGGAGCACCAGAUGCUGGUUACGGAUCCAGAAUGGCUGAAGCUGGACCGGGAUGGUCUUUACGACUCCAAAGCCGACUCCGGCAUCUUAUCGGGAUCUGACGCCGACAGCCUCAACAACGCGGACAGUUUACGCAGCUUGACCCAGGAGAUGGACGGGUCCGACACUGACCCGUCCCGUCUGAGCGUCACGGACAAGACCUCCAUUUUUCGGGUGCUGGAGGAGAGGACAAAGGCUGAGAAGUCAGCCAGCGGCGCCAAGAGGUAUAUCAACAGAAAAAAGCGGGAGCGAUCGCAGACUAUGCCCAUCACAGAGGAGGAGGUAAAGACGGCUUCAGAAAUGGGCAUCGGAGCGUCUGGUGUAGUGAACGACAGCAACAUGGGGUCGGCAAGUGUACCCCCGCCAGAGGUCGUCAAUAGGUCACGGUCAUCUAGCAUUACUGAAGAUGGCGACAAGGAGGUAGAAAGAGAUGAGGACGCGCUCACAAAACUGAGCCUCAGUGAAAAGGUCAGGCUGUUCUCCCAGCCGCGAACGCUCGAGAAGCAGCCGGCAAAGGUUGAAGCGCCCGUGGUGAGACGACGCAAUAGGAAAUUGGCAUCGCGGUUCAACACGCAGCCGGUCACAAAUGAAGAAGUAGAGAAAGCAGCAGCCUCCACUCGGAUCUCUCCACUGGCUAUGAGUUUGGUGAAGCCUCCAGAUACCGAGAUACUAAAGGGCCUUCCUUUGAAGGACCAGAGAGAGCUGAUGGCACAGCAUGCAGAGAUGUUUUUAUCCCAGUCUUCAUUCAGAUCAAAAUCAGGCUCCAGUUCCAGCUUGUCCCAGCCAUCUUCUCGCAGAGCUUCUGUCAGUCUGGCAGAAGAGGAAGCCAGGAAAGCUGAAAAAGAGGACUGGUCUGAGAAAGGUGACAAGAAAGGAAUCCUUAAAGACAAAUCUGCCUCUACCAAAGACCUUCAUGACACCAAAAGCAUUCUUAAAACUGAGCCAAUGAAAGCAAAAUCCGAAUCAGAAGUUCACAGCAUCUUAAAGAUGGAGGUGAAACACAUCGUGGAGCCAGCCCCGGUCACCUCAGAACCACGGGGUAUUUUAAAGAAGACUAAGUCUGAAGAUAUCAGUGUGAUAGAAGGCGGUGAUGAUAUUAAAGGCAUCCUCAAACAUACAGACAGUGAAGAAGAAGAAUGCCAAGGCAGGCCAAGAUCCCGAUCAAACUCCCAGCCAUUUGGAAUCCUGAAAACAGAAGGGCUUUCUCAGGCUAGUGAGCAUUCUGCUGAGAUCAAGAGUAUCUUGAAGGCACCGUCUCAAGAGAACGUGCAUGAUUCACAGACGAUAAAGAGUGCCAUGCGACGAGGGAGUAUAGAGUCUGAUAUUUCCGUGACAGCAGCUACAUCUGUGCUGAAAAGUGCCAUGAGAACUAGAAACAGAAGCAGCAUGGAGAUUGAUGACAUUCAGGCUGCAGGGGCAGAUGCCAAAAUCCUCAGCCAGGAGGGUGAUCUCAACUCUAACAAUUCAGUCAAACAUGUUGGUGUGAGCGUUCAAUCAUCGGAAGUUACCACAGACCAUUUCUCCAGUUCAACCUAUGCAAAGUUCACAUCAGCAGCAUCUACCACAGUCAUCAAAUCAUCCAGUGGAGUUGAAAGUAGGACAUCCUCAAGUACAUCAUCAUUGUUAUCAUCAUCAGUCACAACUAGUGUGAGUAGUCUUCAGAUUCCAGAAGGUUCUGAAGAUAGAGGGGGUCAGAGUGUCUCAGACGAUGGAGAAAGUAGCUCUGGGGAGAUUUUAGAAGGCACUCCAAGGACCUCAAAACUCAAGAGAAAGUCACGAUUUUCUGACAGAAAAGCUCAAGCAGAAAGAUACAAGACACAGCCACCUGAACUUACAGACCCUGCAUCUUCAGCGUCGACACCAGCAGACACCCCUGGCAGACGCAAGUACAAGUAUGAAGGAAGACACCGGACACAACCUAUCACACCAGAUGAGAUGAGGGAGGCAGAAGCAGCAACUCCUGUUUCCAAUUUAACUCACACACCUGGAGGGUCUAUAGCUGACAGAUUAAAUCAGCUAAAAACAAGUGGAGAAGAAGAAUGGAGGAAGCGAGUUGGUAGAAAAGAGGAAAUCCUGGCCACUCCAGAGGUCAUCAAACUCCGAGAGAAGCCAGGAUUGUCAGAUCAUAGACCCACCAGCAUUGCUGAUCGCUUGAAUGAGCUUGAAACAUCAAUGACUACCUGGAAAGAGAGGGUGGAGGAAAGCGAUGCUAAGCAGUUCACAGUAGCUGCCAGAUUGGCUCAGGGCCCCACAGACAGCCCACUUGUUAACAAGCUGAAAAAUCUGCCCAGAAAAGAUG